UGCCAUAGACGAUGUCUUGUCUCACCUCACCUUCCUCUUGAUGCUCUUUAUCAUAUCCGUCAUUCUCAACUUCACCAAAUUCAAAUCCAAAACCAGUACCAAUAGCAAGUCAAUGAUGCUUCCUCCAGGGCCAGCUCCAUGGCCACUAGUCCGAAAUCUACCUCAUUUACUCAACAGGAAGCCUACUUUCCGUUGGAUACAUGGCUUUAUGAAAGAAAUGAACACUGAAAUCGAGUGUAUUCAGUUGGGUGAUGUUCAUGUCAUCCCGGUGACUUCCCCAGAGAUCAGCAGAGAAUUUUUGAAGAAACAUGACACAGUAUUGGCAUCCAGGCCCAUUACAAUGGUGACUGAGUAUUCAAGUGGUGGCUUCUUGACCACAGCGGUGGUGCCAUGGGGAGAGCAGUGGAAGAAGAUGAGAAGGGUUCUAGCUUCUAAAGUGAUUAAUCCAUCAACAUUUAGGUGGCUGCAUGACAAGAGGGUGGAAGAAGCCGACAAUCUUGUCCGAUACGUUUAUAACCAGUGUAAGAUCUCUACUAGCAAUAACUGUCUUGGCUCGGUUAUCAACGUCAGAAAUACAGUCCGUCAAUAUAGCGGAAAUGCCAUCAGGAAGAUGAUCCUCAACACAAGAUACUUUGGUGAAGGAAAGCAAGAUGGAGGCCCUGGAGUUGAAGAGGAACAACAUGUUGAGUCGCUCUUUACCGUACUUGCUCAUCUAUAUGCGUUCUCUUUAUCUGAUUACUUCCCUUGGUUUAGAGUACUGGACUUAGAUGGCCAUGAGAAGACUGUAAGGGAGGCUAUGAACACUAUUAACAAGUAUCAUGAUCCAAUCGUGGACCAAAGAGUAGAACAUUGGAGGAAUGGCGAAAAGGAGGCUGAGGACCUGCUUGACGUUUUCAUUUCAAUUAAGGAUUCAAAUGGGGAGCCACUGCUGUCUGUGGCUGAGAUCAAAGCCCAAUGCACAGAGUUGAUUCUUGCAGCAGUGGAUAAUCCAUCAAAUGCAAUUGAGUGGGCAAUGGCAGAAAUGAUCAAUCAACCAAGGGUUUUGGGUAAAGCAGUGGAAGAAAUAGAUAGAGUGGUUGGAAAGGAGAGACUGGUCCAGGAAUCCAACUUUCAGCAGCUAAACUAUGUUAAGGCCUGCAUAAAGGAAGCUUUCCGGCUUCACCCAAUUGCACCAUUUAAUCUUCCCCAUGUAUCCAAUGCCGAUGCCAUUGUUGCUAGCUACUUCAUCCCCAAAGGCAGUCAUGUCCUUCUCAGCCGUCUGGGGCUUGGCCGAAACCCUAGAAUCUGGGAAGAACCACUAAUAUUCAAUCCAGAGCGCCAUCUGAAUGCUAGUACAGCGCAAGGAGUGGAUUUGAACGAGCAAGACCUUCGCCUCAUUUCCUUCAGUACAGGAAGGCGUGGGUGCACAGGGAUUGCAUUCGGGUCUGCAAUGACUGUGAUGCUAUUGGUAAGGCUCCUUCAAGGCUUCACUUGGAGUCCGCCACCGGGCCAAAAGGAGGUUGAUCUCUCAGAGUCAAGAAAUGAUCUCUUUCUAGCAAAUCCUCUGCAUGCCCUAGCAAAACCACGUCUGCAUUCAUCAUUAUUGUAA
Vitis vinifera (wine grape) is the source of this 1588-nucleotide messenger RNA. Its product is annotated as phenylalanine N-monooxygenase. Bases 41 to 1588 code for a protein of 515 amino acids. NCBI's taxonomy places the organism in Eukaryota, Viridiplantae, Streptophyta, Magnoliopsida, Vitales, Vitaceae. Gene Ontology annotation, molecular function: monooxygenase activity; iron ion binding; oxidoreductase activity, acting on paired donors, with incorporation or reduction of molecular oxygen. The record is from RefSeq and is a predicted model, not a curated record. The transcript has 2 exons.